CGUGUAUGUCUUAUCUUUGAAUUGAUGUUUAUAUGGUUGUUUGGAAAUGUCGGUGUUGUCAGCGAUCAUCAUAACUUUAAUAUACCAUGCUUACUCUCUCGAAUCAGGCAAAUUAGCAUGGUUGGAGACCCCAUAUGGUGAUGGUAAACAUGCGAUAGAAGUUACAGAUGGUAGUUUCUUCAUCAGUGCACUAGCUUCACGGUCUGAUGGUCUACUGUCAUGUAGCUUGACAGAGGAUAAAGAGAAAGCCAUAGCGUUACUGACGAAAACCAAUCCAAUGAUAAUAGAAAUAGGAGAAAAGGGUAAAAUGGACAUGUGGAAAAGGUGUAUUUCAAAAGAAAUGUCCGGCACACACUUCGAGAAGAGAAAUGGAAUAGACGGGACAGGAGUUCCAUUUACCCCCGAGAAAACAGGAGACCCAGCUGGACAUAAGCUUGACCUAGCUAUCUUCCCAGGCACUAAGUGGUGUGGACUGGACAAUGUAGCUUCUAGUUAUAAUGAUCUGGGAAAAUAUAAGAAUACAGAUAUGUGUUGUCGUGACCACGAUCAUUGUCCGUAUUUCUUGGAUCAUUUUGCGGAAAAAUAUCAUCUUCGGAAUCCAUACCCUUGGACUAUUAGUCACUGUGAUUGUGACACUGGACUGUUCAACUGUCUAAAGAAACUUAACACUACAACAUCAAACGAAGUUGGAGAAAUGUUCUUUGGUCUUCUGAAUGUGAAAUGUAUCAAGUUUGAACAGGGUCAAUACUGCGCUAAAGAGCAUUGGUCAAAACUUUGGUGUGAACAGACGACAAGUGGAGAAAAGGCGGUCCUACAUUCGUUCCCAUAUAAAUGGGCAGACGAUGUUGUUGGAUAAAAAUAAAUGAUG
This is a messenger RNA of Mytilus trossulus (common blue mussel), 868 nucleotides long. Its product is annotated as group 3 secretory phospholipase A2-like. Gene Ontology annotation, molecular function: A2-type glycerophospholipase activity. The record is from RefSeq and is a predicted model, not a curated record. Gene Ontology annotation, biological process: arachidonate secretion; phospholipid metabolic process. NCBI's taxonomy places the organism in Eukaryota, Metazoa, Mollusca, Bivalvia, Mytilida, Mytilidae. The transcript has 5 exons. The coding region runs from base 47 to 856 and encodes 269 amino acids.